Messenger RNA from Polyodon spathula (Mississippi paddlefish), 2838 nucleotides. Its product is annotated as mutS protein homolog 4-like. Gene Ontology annotation, molecular function: ATP-dependent DNA damage sensor activity; mismatched DNA binding; ATP binding. NCBI's taxonomy places the organism in Eukaryota, Metazoa, Chordata, Actinopteri, Acipenseriformes, Polyodontidae. The transcript is spliced from 20 exons. Gene Ontology annotation, cellular component: nucleus. The record is from RefSeq and is a predicted model, not a curated record. The coding region runs from base 41 to 2698 and encodes 885 amino acids. Gene Ontology annotation, biological process: reciprocal meiotic recombination; mismatch repair.
AUUAUUAUUAUUAUUAUUAUUAUUAUGAUGAUGAUGAUGAAUGCAGUUGCCAUGCGGUACCAGAAUUUGCCUUUACUGGCAGCGACCAACCAACCAGCGCCUGGUGAUACCCAAAUUCAUAGUUGAUUCCUGCCUUGGAGACCGGAGCUCCAAUACGGGAUGGGCGAGCGUGCCGAGUUUCACCCCGGGCACCAGCAGCAACUCAGUGUGGGGCUGCGGGACCCCCCGACUCAAGAGGACCCCUGUCUCAUCCAGCCAUAGGGCGACAGCCGCCUACCGAGCACGCACACCCCAGACUGAGCACACAGUGACCACCUCCUCCUCUGUGUCAUCGGCCACGGUUGCCUCGGUGAUCGUGGCGGUGGUGGAGGGCCGUGGUCUGGCCCGGGGUGAGAUCGGCAUUGCCAGCAUUGACCUCAGGUGUCCUGAGCUAAUACUGUCCCAGUUCCCAGACACAGGAACAUACGCCAAGGUUGUGACAAAGCUCCACAUCCUCACCCCUUUGGAAAUAUUAAUGCCGGACACAGCCAGCGAUAAGGGCAAAGGGACGAAGCUGUUCGGUCUGAUUACAGAGAACUUCAGGAACGUGGCUUUCACUGCAGUACAGAGAAAGUACUUCAAUGAACGAAAAGGUCUGGAAUACAUUCAGCAGCUGUGCGCUCCAGAGUUCAGCACUGUGCUCAUGGAGGUCCAGGCUAAAUACUACUGUCUGGCUGCUGCAGCAGCUCUGCUGAAGUACUUUGAGUUUAUCCAGAACUCUGUUUACGCCCCCAAAUCCCUGAAAGUGAGUUUCCGAGGCAGCGAGCAGACAGCCAUGAUAGACUCCACAUCCGCUAAGAACCUGGAGCUGGUGCUGAACAACAGAGACCCCAGGAGCGACCACACGCUGCUGGGUGUGCUGAACUACACCAAGACCCCCGGGGGCAGCCGCAGACUGCGCUCCAACGUGCUGGAGCCCCUCCUGGACACCGACACCAUCAACACGCGGCUGGACUCCGUGCAGGAGCUACUGCAGGACGAGGAGCUGUUCUUCGGCUUAAAGGGGGCAAUUGCACGCUUUCUGGAUAUUGACCAGCUGCUGUCAGUCCUGGUGCAGAUCCCCAAGCAGGAAACGGUUCAGUUGGCUGAAGCAAAGAUAAUGCAUGUGAUUAACCUGAAGCACACUCUGGAGCUGGUGCCGCCUUUAAAGGCUGUGCUGACGAACUGCCAGACUCCUCUGCUGAAAGCGUACUGCAGCUCCCUAGAAGAUAACAGGUUUGCGAUCAUCCUAGAGCAGAUAAAAACCGUAAUCAACGAUGACACCAGCUACACGAAGGGGAGCCUGAACAUGCGGACGCAGAAAUGUUACGCAGUGCGGCCCAACAUCAAUGAGUUCCUGGACAUUGCUCGCCGCGCCUACACUGAGAUUGUAGACGACAUUGCGGGGAUGGUCACACAGUUGGGAGAGAAGUUUGAGCUGCCUCUGCGGACCAGUUUCAGCACAGCUCGCGGGUUCUUUAUCCAGAUGAAGACGGAUGGGGUGGUCUUACCUGACGGGCAGCUUCCAUCAGAUUUCAUGAAGGUCACCAAAUGCAGGAAUAACUACAGCUUCACUACCGCAGACAUGAUUAAAAUGAACGACAGAUGUGAAGAGGCUUUGAGUGAGAUUUUCCACAUGUCCUACGUGGUGGUGUGUCAGCUGCUCAGCUCCAUCCACGAGUACGUGCACUGCCUGUACAAGCUGUCCGACGCCGUGUCCAUGCUAGACAUGCUACUGUCCCUGGCAAACGCCUGCACCGUCUCCGAUUACGUUCGCCCCGAAUUCACUGACACGUUGGCCAUCAAGCAGGGCAGACACCCCAUCCUGGAGAGGAUUUCAGGGCAGCAGCCCAUCUCCAACAGCAGCUAUAUCUCCGAGGGGAGCAACUUCAUCCUCAUCACAGGGCCCAACAUGAGCGGCAAGUCCACCUACCUCAAACAGGUGGCGCUGUGUCAGGUCAUGGCUCAGAUAGGGUCUUUUGUACCUGCAGAGUAUGCCUCUUUUCGAAUCGCAGACCAGAUUUUCACCAGGAUUGGGGUGGAUGAUGACUUUGAAACAAACUCCUCGACUUUCAUGGUGGAAAUGAAAGAGAUAAGCUAUAUCAUCCACAACGCGAGUGACCGGUCUCUCAUCAUUAUAGACGAGCUGGGGAGAGGCACCAGUGCGGAGGAGGGGAUUGGCAUCUGUCAUGCAGUCUGUGAAUUUCUACUCAAUUUCAGGGCCUUCACUCUGUUUGCCACGCACUUCCUGGAGCUGUGCCAGCUAGAGGCACUGUACCCCAACGUGGAGAACCACCACAUGGGGGUGACGCUGACGCGCAGCGCCAGCAGCAACGCGGAGAAGGUCACCUACACGUACCUGCUGAGCAGAGGCCGCUCCGAGGAGAAGAACUACGGGCUGAGGGCUGCAGAGAUUACUUCCCUUCCACCAUCUAUAAUACAGGAAGCAAAGGAGAUCACCUCCCAGAUCAACAAGCAGCUCUGGGAGAAGCAGCAGAGUGACCCCAGGGCUCUGAAGCACAGGGCUGUGUAUCACCUGGCCACACGGCUCCUUCAGGCAGCCAGGAACUCGCGGCUGGACCCCGACAGCCUGCGCAUCUAUCUGAAGGGGCUUAAGAAGCGAUUCCAGGCCGAGCUGCUGGCGGCUGAGGGCCCCGUGCCCAUGAACACGGAGGACUGAACUGCUGCUCAGAAUCGCCUCUAAAACUAUAAACCUCCGAUAGCACAGGCCAUGGGGGGGCAGUAAUGUGGAACCACAGACGCUGACCUACUUCCACCACACCAGAAAUAACUUACUUGUUUUUGCAAAGUUUCGUCCCG